Daktulosphaira vitifoliae (grape phylloxera) is the source of this 1053-nucleotide messenger RNA. RefSeq lists its product as uncharacterized. Gene Ontology annotation, biological process: sensory perception of taste. Gene Ontology annotation, cellular component: dendrite; axon; membrane. Bases 30 to 980 code for a protein of 316 amino acids. NCBI's taxonomy places the organism in Eukaryota, Metazoa, Arthropoda, Insecta, Hemiptera, Phylloxeridae. The transcript is spliced from 5 exons. The record is from RefSeq and is a predicted model, not a curated record.
UUUAUAAUCUCUCUUCUAGAGGUAAUAAAAUGUUUGAAGUGAACUUGGUAAUGAUCGUCAUAGUAUCAGCUGUAACUAUAUGGAAUAAGGUCGUAUAUUAUAAAGAAUUCCAGCAAUUGUACUACCAACAAAUCGACAUCGUCAAAGAAUUGACUGGAGAAAUUUACCUACGACCGCCUCGAAUUGCAAACGUUUUUUGUUGGAUAACAUAUUUUAUUGGAGUAGUAUUGUGUGUAUUCGAUAUGAGACGAUUUUCAACCAACCAUAUUGCUUGGUAUUUGCACGCCAUGAUAAUUUGGGAAAGGUACAUAAUGGUUACCGCACAUUUACAAUUCGCAGUCAUAGUGGUUAGGUUAACCGAAUCCUAUCGUAUACUAAAUAAUUGUAUGGUAAUUUCAAACAACACAAUGAGUAUUGAAUAUCCUUUUGACGUUUUAAAUGUUAAACCUUUAAAUACAGUAUUUACAAUCAUUUUAGAUAGAACGCGAUUAUUGGCUUUAAUAAAACAUUGGUCAGAUAUUCAUUGGUCGAUUACACAAGUAGUGUUUAAAGUAAAUGAGCUGUUCAAAUUUCAAUUGUUUUUAUAUUUCAUUUACAAUUUAUUCGGAUUAAUCUUAACACCAUACCUAUUGUCGUUGACUUUAUUAAGUGAAGACCAAGAAUCCAUAGGAUUUCAUGUAGCACAGCGAACAGUCGCACUAAUUUAUUUUUUAGUGAGAAUGGUCCUGCUUAUAAUUCCUUGCUCUUUGAUGAAAGACGAAGUAAUUAAGACAAAAAUUUUACUUAGUAAUUUUCUCAAUGUAGAAAUGGAUAUGGCAGAAAUUAUAAAAAUAGAAACAUACGUUGAACAAAUGGAAGCUAAUAUACCGGAAUUCAAAGUUUACAAUUUAUUUGUACUUGAUCGACCACUAGUUGUUACUAUAGCUGGAGUUGUUUCAACUUACUUGGUUAUACUUUUACAAAUCCAAUCACAAUUUUAAAUGAAACAUAAGUUUUACUUGGUGUUGUUAAAAUAAAUUUUCUGUUAAAUUUUCAAGUUAAAUGGCCUUUGUC